GAUGUGUUAGCAUGAGGUUAACGUUUCUCUACAGACUCCUUUUCUCUGUGGAUCUCAGCUAACAUGCAGCAAACUGGAGAAGCAGAACGAGAAGCUGAUCAACGAGUGUAAUCAGCAGGAUGAGGUCCUGAAGGACAUCUGUGAGUACCUGCACUGUGCCAAAGCUAAGAAGGAGAAGGAGACUGAAGAGCUGGCUAAGCAGCUGGAAGGCGAGAAGCAAACUGCAGAGCAGAACCUGAAGGACCUGAAGCUGCAGCAGAGCAGAGAGAUAGAAGAGCUACAGGAGCAGCUCAACAAGCUGAACUCAGACUUUAAACUGCAGGGGUGGCUGAGGAGAUCAUUAAGGCAACAAAUGAGUAUGCUGAGAAAAGGAUUUCAGAGAUUGUUCAGAAGGAGAGGGCUCUACUUGCUGAGUACCAGCAGCAGUCACAUCUGAUGUUGAGCACCAUGAAAGACCUGCUGGUUAAGAGGGACAACCUGGAACGCAGCCUGAAAAAGCACAGCGACGAGCAUGACAGUCUAAAGAAACAUGCUGUGAAGAUGAAGCAGGAGGUCUCAUACGAUGAGGAGAGGCUUGAGGGGCUGAAGAGGAAAUGUGAGCAGCACAUGUCAAGGCUGGAGAAAUACAGAUUGUAUCAAGAGAGCAAGCUAACUCAGCUGGAGGAUCUCAGGCAGCAAGUGGCCUCAGCAUCAGAGGAAUAUGAUCAAAAAUCAGGCCAUGUGGCUCAAGUGGAGGCGGAGCUUCAGAGGGAGAGGAACAGAGAGCAGCAGCUGGAGAGUGACAUGAAGAAAGCAGCCUCCAUUCUCAGACGCAUUGUGAUGGCCUCAGAAGAGAAAGAGAAGACUGAGCUGUUGCUAAGAGUGCAGAAGGUCCUGGAGAGAGACUUACCUGAGGACAUAGACUCUACCCUCACACACUACAUUUUGACCAGCUGUGGGGGAAAUACACCACAGACCACUGAUGCUGAACUGACCAGAGAGGAAACCGUGAAGAUGGCGACUGAUCCUCUGUUCCUGCUGGCCCGCUCUCGACCUGGAGACCUUGGCAUCAUACCCCGGCCCUCCUGGGAACAGUAG
Cheilinus undulatus (humphead wrasse) is the source of this 1077-nucleotide messenger RNA. RefSeq names its product coiled-coil domain-containing protein 39-like. The record is from RefSeq and is a predicted model, not a curated record. Lineage: Eukaryota; Metazoa; Chordata; Actinopteri; Labriformes; Labridae. The transcript is spliced from 7 exons. The coding region runs from base 436 to 1077 and encodes 213 amino acids.